UGCAGGAAUGAAUCUGCCUUCUCGGUGCCACUGUGGGCCCAACGUGUUUGGACGGCCGGAAAGAACUCAGUCAUCGCUUGCGGAUGGCGCAGAAAAGACCUGCAGCACGGCAGGCAGCACCAGCGCCCAAGCGGCAAAAACUGAAGGCCUCCGAAGGGUCCUGGUAUGAAGCAUAUGCCGGGGCCACCGCGGACUAUUACAAAAAAUACAUGGACAAGGAGUGGGGUGUGCCGAUCCAUGGCCCUGGACGAAGUCGGGACAACAAGCUCUUUGAGAUGCUCAGCCUUGAAGGGGCUCAGGCCGGUUUGAGCUGGGACUGCAUCCUCCGGAAGCGCCAGGCCUAUCGCCGAGCCUUUGACCACUUCGACUUGCCCACGGUGGCGGUGGGGUCUCCCCAGGCCUAUUCGCCCAAGAAGGUGAAUUUAUUGAUGAAGAGCCCAGGCUCAGGGAGCGAAGUCAUCGUGAAGAAUCGUGCCAAGAUCGAGAGCGUGCUGAAGAAUGCCAAGUUGUGCUUGGAGGCGGCGGAGGAAUAUGGUUCCUUCACCAAGUUUCUAUGGUCCUUUGUGAAGGGAAAACCCAAGGUGAACCGCUGGAAGACCUCGAAGCAAAUCCCGGUGGUGACCAAAGAAGCCAUCGCCAUGAGCAAAGAGCUCAAACGGAGGAACUUCGGCUUCGUGGGGCCGACGGUUUGUUAUGCCUUGAUGCAAUCCGUGGGAAUGGUGAACGAUCAUCCAGUGAACACGCCUCAGUGGAAGCGCGUGAAUGCCAUUGUUGAACGGCGCUUUGGGUGAGAGAGAGAGAGAGCAGAGAAGUGACGACCGGGACUCUUUCCUGAACUAAGAUGGAAGUGC
Messenger RNA from Durusdinium trenchii, 851 nucleotides. The record is from the annotation of a GenBank genome assembly. Lineage: Eukaryota; Dinophyceae; Suessiales; Symbiodiniaceae.